Adelges cooleyi (spruce gall adelgid) is the source of this 5729-nucleotide messenger RNA. RefSeq names its product nephrin-like. Gene Ontology annotation, molecular function: protein binding. Bases 409 to 3186 code for a protein of 925 amino acids. The record is from RefSeq and is a predicted model, not a curated record. The transcript is spliced from 14 exons. Lineage: Eukaryota; Metazoa; Arthropoda; Insecta; Hemiptera; Adelgidae.
GCCGCCAACAGCCGCCACUCGCGCUCUCGUCGCGCGCACGCCGGUACGACUCGGAACGCGGUUUUUUUUUUCGUACACUCUACGGAUUUGGAAUUUUCAAAAAAUUCAAAAAACCUUUCCUCCCCCCCCACCCCUAUUCGUACGCUUUGAAAAAAAAAAACAAUUUUUUCGGAUUCGACCGCUUGCCUUGCCGUUCGUCGUCCGCGCUUUCGGCCGUCAUGUACGACGUCGGUUGAGCUCCGUCGUCGGUCUGGAGCUUUGGAAAAAAAUCUGAUCCAAAAACAUUAUACUUUGAGUGGUUUUUUUUUUUGAAAAUUAAAAUUUUCGGGUAGUGUCGCGAGUGCCCCCUCCCCCUCCCCCAUUACCGGCGGCCAAAUCCGGUGCAACGCGCAAAAAAAAACAACAACAAUGCCACUUCUUCGCACCUCGGGAUUACUUCUGUUCCUGUUGCUGCUGCUGACGUCCUGGCCGAGACAUCCCCUUCCGGUUUCGGGUCAAGGUCCCGUACGUCCGGUUUUCGCUGUGGUCCACGGCACUGCAUCUUUGCCCUGUGACAUCACUCCACCCAUACCUCACGAUCCAUUGGACACGGUCAUAUUGGUGGUUUGGUACAAAAAUGAAAAGACGGCCAUUUACAGCGUUGACAUACGAGGCAAACACAUCGACCCGACCAAGUCGCACUGGAAAGACGAGAUGCUCGAGGGAAGGUCACAUUUCAGAACGCUCUCUGAACCGGCCACAUUGUCCAUUGACAACGUAUCGGAGAUGGAUGCGGGCGUCUACAGAUGUCGAGUGGACUUUAAGAAAUCGCCUACCCGCAACACAAGGCUGAACCUUACAGUUAUCGUUCCUCCGCGGAGACCGAGCAUUCAAACCGAAAAAGGAGAAGAAAUCCAAAACAUGGCCGGACCGUACUUUGAAGGUGACCGAGUCAAGUUGACGUGCAUCGUUACAGGAGGCCAACCGGAACCAUCGGUGAGAUGGUGGCGUGGAGAGACUUUGGUGGACUCUGGUAGCGGCCAAGAGUUGUCAUCUAAGUAUUUCAGCACUUCAUCGACCACUUUCCGGCACAAUCAACUGACGAUCGACUCUCUCACUCGGGACGACCAAGGAGCCGUUUACACUUGCCAGGCUUCCAACAGCAACUUGUCGGCUCCCGUCAGCGCCAGUGUUACCAUCGAGAUGUACCUCAAGCCACUGAAAGUAGAGGUGCUCAGCAGCCGCCAACCGUUGAGCGCUGGUCGUUCGUACGAAGUGCAAUGCCAAUCGACUGGAUCGAAACCGCCGGCCAACAUCACUUGGUGGAAAGACAACGAGAAGCUAGCUAACUUUACGCAGACUGUCUCGCAGGUUUCGGUCGACGGCCAAGUGACUUCAUCGACGCUGGUGUUUCGCCCCGAGAAAACCGACAACGGCAAAUCAAUAGUGUGCCGAGCUGAAAACGAACACGUCCAACAAGAGGUGGACGGCACUUAUGGGGCCGAAGAGGAUUCGUGGACAAUCGACGUGCACUUCGUGCCGCUGUUGAAACUGGCUUUGGGCAUUAACAUGAAUCCGACGGACAUCGAAGAGGGAGACGAUGUGUACUUCGAAUGCAAAAUCGACUCAAACCCGCCAGCAUACAAAGUCGUCUGGAAGCAUAACGGUCAAGUGGUCCAGGGCAACGUGAAAGGCGGUGUGAUCAUGAAUCAAAAGGAUCUGGCACUUCAGAAUGUCAAGAGACAACAGGCGGGCAACUAUUCGUGUUUGGCCAGUAACGUAGAAGGAGACGGCGAAAGCAAUAUUGUCCGGCUGACUGUCAUGUACAAACCGGUGUGCAAGAACAACCAAAAGCUAACCUACGGCGUGGCCCGCAACGAAAACACCGAGAUAUUGUGCGAAGUAGAUGCCUAUCCGGCUCCUGAUGUGUUCAAGUGGACGUUCAACCGCACAGGGGCCGUGGCUUCGGACGUGGCCGGAAACGAUAUCAUGACCCAACAGUCUCGCUUUGGCGGUUCCGGUCUGGAGACCAGUGCCAUCAGAAAAAGCCGCAUGUCAUCCGUACUCAACUACAGUCCUUUGUCGCCUUCUUCGGGCAUCGGAGGCGGUGGCGUCAACGACGGUGAUUAUGGAACAGUGACUUGCCGGGCAACCAACUCUGCCGGACAACAGUUGGAACCUUGUGUUUUCCACGUGAUCGCAGCCGUAAAACCGGAUCCGCCAUUUAACUGCACGACCAGCGAACGCACUCCUUUUUCAAUGAGGGUGUGGUGCGCACAAGGAUUUGACGGGGGAGUGACACAAAAAUUCACUUUGGAAGCUUACGAUGCCGGCAACGACCUGGCAGCGGUGGUCGGCGAUGGACCGACCGUAGCUGCCGACGGACCUAUGCCACCCUUGUUGUUCAACAUGUCGGCCGACGAACCCGAAUUCAUCAUCCGACAACUGACCCCCGCGGCCGGACUUCGGCUGGCCGUCUACGCGCACAACUCGCGAGGAACCAGCGAACGCACUUGGCUGACUGCUUACACCCUAAACGCUGCCGACAAGCAGACCACUUCCGGUUCUUCCGUGGCCGGCGUGGGUGCAGGCAACCGUUUACGGCUGACUCCAAUUGUCGCCACACUCGUUGGUAUCACCAUCGUGGCGGCUGCGAUUGCGGCGGUCGUCAUGUGUGCUUUACGCAUGCGGUCACACCGGGAUAGGAUCCGUCGACGCCAAGAGUUAUGUGGCGAUAACGGUUGUAUAGUGGGCACCGGUGGCGGAUCUGCAGCUAUUGCUGUUGGCAAACAAAAAGUCGAUGGAAACAAUGCCGCAGCGUUGGACUCGGACAAAAAUCCAGAUAUAAUUCCACCCACCAAAAUCAAAAAUUCUAACCGGAACAACAUCGGAUACCACCCAGUGCAACAGCAAAUGGAUUCGAACGUGGACAUCGACGUUGAAGCGCUUGAGAACGAAACAUCAGACGACGAACGAGCUGGUUACCCCGUGGAUCAAAUAGAUGGCAUCUCAUCUCGUCAUUCUAUGAACACACUUCGACGGGCUGCAGCUCCCACGCCAUCCGGUUACAGCAACGUCGGUUAUCGACCGGAGCAGCACAACAUGGCGACCACGUCGGUAACCACGCGGUUACCAAAGUAUCACCACAGGGAGAUCGUGACGGUCAGGACUCCGUUGAUGUCCAGCCAACAAGAAAGCUGCGUUUAAAAGAAAUACCCAACUGCGACCGCACGACAACACAAAAAUAUCGUCUGUUCGUGUUUCGUUUUGUAUACGUACAUUUAGUGGCAUACAAAAAACCGAAACCGGAUCGAAAAAAUAUGAACCUAAACAUGACCAUAACUCGUUUAUCGACGAUAUCAACUGUGUUGUCCGUGUAUAGUGUUCAUAACGAAUUCCCAUAAUUUUAUUCGAUUAAUGACAAUUUUUCCCACAUCAGACUACUAGCGCAUUUUUGUCCACGCGGGUACGCGUUGUUUGUGUAAUAUUAUCACAAUCCUUUCAUACGCAUUGUACAUUUUUCCUAUUUUUUUUUCUUUCGUUUAUUGUACUAAUGUAUUCAAAGAGUCAUACCAUAUCCGCUUUUCUCUACCCGACUAGUACAAUAUCAACUAUUAUCAUCUUUGAAAUGAUGCGCUCUAGCCGUUUGAUGGAUUGCAAAAUCGUUUUACAAGUGAAUCUCGUUUGGGAUGUAGAAACUCACAGACUUUUUAUUCCCCGUUCGUCGAAACGUUCUAUGAAAAUCCAGACCAUGUCAUUACCUAUUUUUUUUUGUCUAAAAUAUAUUUUACACUUUACACGACAUAUCCAGUAGCAUAUCGAAUAAAAACAUAUUAUAAGUACAUUCAUAUCCCCACAUCUGAUUUUCCGGACAACCUGUGUUUGUGCUGGCGUCAAAAUGAACUAAACAAAUAGUACCUAAAUGAUUUAUAUACAUAUUGCACAUAAGUGAAAAUAAUUUGAGACUAAAUUUUUAAAUUCAAUUGACGGGCUUUGAUCCCUCCCCGAUAGUAAUAAUUACUAUUAUUAUAAAUUAUCGUUAAGCGUUUUUAAUGUAAUAUAAAAAAAAAUGAUUUUUUUUGUUUAAAAGUAAUAUAUUACAUGGUUUCUGAUGAUUAAAUCGACAGCUAAUUAACCGUUUUUGUUAUUGUAUGUAAUAAUAUUAUGUAUUUAAAAUAAAAUAUAAUAUGUCGUCGGACCAAGCCGGCAGAAACAAAUUUGUAAAUAUCAUCAUUAUUAUUAUUACAAUUCAUUCAAAGUGUUCGAUUUUUAUUGUUUAUACGUUUUUUUUUUACAGAGAUUUAUUUGAUUAUUUUUGGUUGUCGGUGUUGACAGCCACACUACAGUUACCUGCAGUAGUAAUAUCCAAAACUUUAGAAAUACUAUGAAAUAAGUUUUGAAUAUUUAUAAUAUUGUAUAUUUACUAUGUAAAAUGUACUAUAUAAUUAUUAAGUUUUAUGUUUACACAAAAAUUAACAACAACCGAUAAGAUAUACUGUAAUGUAUAAAGUAGGUGGGCAUUUUAAUUAUUUAUAAUAACUAUUAUUGAAUACCCACGAGUGUUAUACCUGUUUCUAGUGAAUCUUUUAUUUGUUUCAAAACGUUUUAAUAUUUUAUUACAUAUUAUUAUUAUUAAUAGUAGUAGUAGUAAUAAUAAUUGAUUAACUAUUGGCGUAAUUCGUAAGUGUUAAGUUUCGUAAACAUAUUUUGUUUAGAUCAAAAAAUACAGCGUACACUCGCUAUUAGAUUAGUUGCAUUAAAAAUUAUCAAAUCUAGUUAAUAUCGUGGUUGGCCAAAGUCGUAGUUCAGGUCGAUUUCGAUAAAUUAGUUUGUUAGAAAAUAGCACAUUAUUUUAUUGGCGUUGAUAAUUUCAUAAUUUUGCAUUCUCAGAACGGACAGAUAUAAUAAUAACUAUAACCUUCCCUUGCACAACAUUUUGGCACCACAUUUUUUUUCAUCUACAAAUGAGUUCUCCAACGGUAAAGUGUUACAUUGAUUCACCUGUUGGUUACGUUCAUAUCGACGUUAGUUUCCACACUAUUAUCAGGACAGAAAUCGGUUAAAACUGCGACGACACUGUUGCCAACAUAUCAACACUGUAAAUGUCUUAUUUGUUUUAUUUUUAAACUUCAAAAAAACUACAAUUUUACGAAUAUUUCUGCACAUCGAUUUGCUCGCCUUGCACUUUAGAUUUUAUCUUAAGAUUAUUGUUUAUACCUGUUUGUUUUUGUUUGUAUUCGAUAAUGACGACACACAGAUGAUGGCAGGCAAAAUGUAUUUUUUUUUAUUUGUUAUUACAAAACGCACAAAAAAACUAUGCCGAUUUGGAUGAAACUAACAACUAACAAUUACCAACCGUGUACUUCUUUCGACCAUAAAGUUGCUUGCCUCGUGUUGUUUCAUAAAAAAAAAAUCUACAUUUUAAAUCAAUUAUAGAUUUUCAAAACAACACAGGGCUCGCCAUUUACAUUGUUAUGUUCGGUCGAAUUUACAAAAAAAAAACCCCAAUCGCACCAACCAACUACUACCAACUGUCAUGAUUAUAUUUAUUAUUGUAAAUUAUUAAUAUUUAUUAUUAGAUAUACUUAUAAGGUUAUUUUUUUUUUACUUUGUACUGUAUUUCGUUGUAAAAUUGUAUUAUUGUAUUCGGUACCUAUACCCACCUAUCUAUGAUAUUAUGAAUAUAUUAAAAUUAAUUAAAUUCAUAUAUAUUAGCGUUAAAUACAUAAUAUUAUAAUAAUAGUUAUUAU